Lentinula edodes (shiitake mushroom) is the source of this 1683-nucleotide messenger RNA. RefSeq names its product cytochrome P450. Gene Ontology annotation, molecular function: oxidoreductase activity, acting on paired donors, with incorporation or reduction of molecular oxygen; monooxygenase activity; heme binding. Lineage: Eukaryota; Fungi; Basidiomycota; Agaricomycetes; Agaricales; Omphalotaceae. The transcript has 12 exons. Bases 1 to 1683 code for a protein of 560 amino acids. The record is from RefSeq and is a predicted model, not a curated record.
AUGGAUUACUUCUCUCUCUUUCCUCUGGUAUGCGCUUUGAUAACCAGCUUGAUAGCCUACCAGUAUUGGAGAAGUUUACAGUUUGUACAUUUUAUGCCUGGCCUACGGCCUCUCCUAUCGCCUCUCAGCCCAUUUGGCAUGCUGCUGCCUAAUCACAAUUUACUGAAUCCUGGAUCAACGUGGUAUUGGAGCGCGAGGAACUCGUCGUAUCUCAAUAAGACACAUGAUAUAAUCUCAAUCGUCCCUCUCCUGGGAUCUGUCAGCUAUUACACCUGCUCAUUCGAUGUCAUGAAGCAAAUUCUCAGUGCGGAUAUCAGACUUCAAAUCGAAAAGCCGUAUGACAUGACACUGGAAAGGCUGUUUGGUCCAAGUCUAGCGUCCGUUAAUGGUGAAUCAUGGCGCCGGCACCGUCGAGUGGUACAUCCUGCUUUCAGUAAUAAACUGCGAGUCCAAAACCAAUCUUUGUCUGAUAAUUUCUCAUCCAGUGUGACCUUUUACAGUUAUGAAAGUAUCGGGAACGAAGUCGCCAAAAUUUACCAGUCGAUGAUGGAAUCAGAGGAUUGGCGGGAUUGCAAGCAAAUAGACUUUCUGGAAUCUCAUAAUUUCAUGUUGAAGUUCACACUUUGUAUCAUCUCAAAAUGUGGUUUCGGGAUUGACGCUUCCUGGAAUGCUAUUUCAAGUUCGGAGAAACUAGAAACACACCUGAAUCACCUUCAAGCUCAACAUUAUCGUCAGAAAGGUUUCACUCUUCCAGAAGCUUUGCGAAUUGUAUCUCAAACCCUCAUACCCCGGAUCAUUCUCCCAAACUGGGUCUAUGCUGUGCCUAUCGAAGGACUGCAAAGAAUGGGUGAAUCAUGGAAUGAUCUCUCAUUAUACAUCAGGACCGCUAUAAACGACAAGGACCUUGUGAAUCAUGUUUUUAAAGAUGGAGAUACUCAAGACCCCCGGGAAUGUAACAAAGAUAACCUUCUUACACGAUUGGUUACAUCGUGGACUCUCUCCAAGUCUGAAAAGUAUAGCUUGUCCGAGAAUGAAGUUAUUGGCAACAUGUACACCCUUAUGUUUGCAGGUCAUGAAACAACUGCCAGUGCACUCGUCUCGGUCUUUGCGCUUCUAGCCAUUCACCAGGACAUUCAGGAGAAGGCCUUCAACGAGAUCACUGUUGUACAGGCUGCACCGACUUUCGAAUCGAAAAAUAUCGACGUCAAUAAAAUGACUUUCACAAAGUUUUGUCUGUGGGAAGCAUUAAGACUUUAUCCCAGCGCGAAUUUCUUACCUCGGGAACUCACACAAGAUAUGACGGUGGAUGUUCAAAUGCCUGGCCCACAGAAGGUGAUAUUGCAUAAAGGAAGUUGGAUCAUGUUUGAUCUUAUCAGCAUAUUCCGCAACCCACAUACUUUUCCUCAACCAAAUGAUUUUAAACCAGAGCGCUGGAAUGGAAUAGCCGAACAUGAAGUGGGGAUGUUUGGAGUAGGUCCUAGAGCCUGUAUCGGUCGCAAAUUCGCUCAAGUGGAAGCACUUCAUAUACUCUCGAUUAUAUUGACCAGUUGGAAGAUUGAUAUUCUUACUAGGCCUGACGAGAAUCGGGAGAUGUACAAGGAACGCGUACUGGAUGAUGCGGGACAAGUUGGCACGGCAUUUGGAUUGAGGAGCGUUCCACUAAGGUUGAUCAGACGUUUCUGA